Molecule: messenger RNA, 1237 nt
Organism: Gadus chalcogrammus (walleye pollock)
Lineage: Eukaryota; Metazoa; Chordata; Actinopteri; Gadiformes; Gadidae
Gene: ccnb3
Product: cyclin B3
Exons: 10
Coding region: 218-1237 (339 amino acids)
Biological process (GO): regulation of cyclin-dependent protein serine/threonine kinase activity; mitotic cell cycle phase transition
Cellular component (GO): centrosome; cytoplasm; cyclin-dependent protein kinase holoenzyme complex
Molecular function (GO): cyclin-dependent protein serine/threonine kinase regulator activity
Source: RefSeq, a predicted model, not a curated record
AUGGGUAUGCAGGGCACAACAUUUGGAAUCCCAGCAAUCCCACUUUGAGUUUUGGACCUUUGAAACAAACAACUGUUCAACGCAGUGAAGCUUGCCUGAAAUCAUUGAGUAUUACAGCUUACAUGAAGUCUGUUUUCACCGAGAAUUAUCCUCACGUGACCCCUGUGUUUCAUUUUUAAAACGACUGCAAGAAACCGCCAAGGAAUAUUAAGAAGCAAUGCCUUUCACACGGGGAAAGAAACCCACGACUGGCCUCGCCAGCAAAAUACCAAGGUUGGGCAACGUUAACCCGGAGAAGAAGGAGGAUGGCCCUCAGGUGAAGAGGUCAUCGUCCCCCCCACACGGGGCCCCCAAGAAAAGGACCGCCUUUGUUGACAUCACUAACGCCCACAAGGUCCAGAUCUGCCUACCUGGCAGGAAGAAGGAUGCCACUAAGAAGCCGACAAAGAAGCCAAUCACCAAGACGGUGACCUCCAGGAAACAGGCCAACCUCAAACAGUCGUCCUCGUUGAGUUCUGAUGGCCUCUCGGUGGAGGUGGAGGAGGUGAAGAUAAAGAGCGAUGUGGAGGAGGUGGAGAUAAAGAGCGAGGUCUCGACCCAGCAGGAGGAGCUGAAGGUGGAGAGCAAGCUCAAGACGGAGGUGGAGGAGUUGGCGACCACAGUAGGAGAACUGGAGGUCGCCGCUGAGACCCCCACGGCCCCCCGGACCUUCCCGGCCCCCCAGAGACCCGAGGUCCCUGGGGAGUUUGACGUGGACUUGCAGUACUGGGACGACUGCUGCAUGGCCCCGGAGUACGCCAAGGAGAUCUUUGACUACCUGAAGCGCAGAGAGGAGAAGUUUGUCCUCUCGGACUACAUGUCCUUCCAGCCCAAUCUCAACCCCGGGAUGAGGUCCAUCCUGGUGGACUGGCUUGUGGAGGUGCAGGAGAACUUUGAGCUGAACCACGAGACGCUGUAUCUGGCGGUGAAGCUGGUCGACCAUUUCCUGUCAAUCUCGCCCGUCGCCAGGGAAACGCUGCAGCUCAUCGGAUCCACCACCAUGCUUAUCGCCUCCAAGUUUGAGGAGCGCAGCCCCCCCUGCGUCGACGACUUCAUGUACAUCUGCGACGACGCCUACAGACGGGAGGAGGUCAUCGCCAUGGAGACGAGCAUCCUGCAGACGCUGGGCUUCGACAUCAACAUCCCCAUUCCCUACCGCUUCCUGCGGCGCUACGCCAAGAAGCGUGGGUAUAUCUGA